This is a messenger RNA of Neolamprologus brichardi, 1158 nucleotides long. The record is from RefSeq and is a predicted model, not a curated record. Lineage: Eukaryota; Metazoa; Chordata; Actinopteri; Cichliformes; Cichlidae.
AUGUUCUUACUGAGUGUAAUAACUGUAGAACAUGUGCAUUCAUCCAACUGCACAAGUCGCCGAUGUCUGAGUAACGUGUUGAUAGAUAAAAAUCUGUUGUCGCAGCCACAGAACGAUAACUGCACUCACGAAGUCCGAGUGCCAAAAUUAAAGUACCAGACUCUGGAAGUUGAAUGGGAAGAUCCUGAGUUGGCGUGGGACACAUCAGUGUACAAGUUUGAUGAAGUAAUUCUGCCAGUAGACAAAAUCUGGACUCCGGAGCUCCUUGUAACAAACGCAAUGGCAUCAACUCUGAAGCACGGCUCUGCUAAUGUGCUGGUGUAUAGUAACGGCACAGUGAAGGACAAUCUGAUCAUAAAUGCAGAGGUGAACUGUGAAGUUAACCUGUUCAACUAUCCCUUCGCUUAUGAUGUGUGUCCUGUUGCAGUACAAGCCUGGGGCACUGACAAAUGUGGUACAACACUGAAGUUUGGUGAAGUGAGACUAACUGAUAAUAGUCAAGGAGACUGGCAAACGGUGGAUGCAAUACUUCAGAAAAAACGAGAUGACCGCAAUUACAUCCAGGUGAAACUACAACUCAAAUCUACCAACCCAUUCUUAACAUUGAUGCUGCCCAGUUAUUUGAUCCUCUUUGUUGAUAUAGUCAGCUUUGCUCUGCCACUGCGAGGUGGAGGACGCAAUGCUUUCAAGGUCACCCUGGUGCUCAGCUUCACCCUGUUUAUCAAUAUCCUAAAUAGCCAGCUUCCUGGAGACAGUGAAUGCAGCCCAAUAAUCCGACCCCACUUCUGUAUUUGCCUGAUCUUCUUGGUUGUGAGCAUGCUGGUGUCCAUGCUAACUACUAGGCUAUCCCUAGAAGGCCAACUGGUUUUCUGCUGUUGGUCCAAAGGAUCAGCCCCCAAAAUUACAGAAAACAAGGAACAAAAUGAGGAUGAGGAAACUAAAGCUGACAUUAGCACCAUCCAGCCGAAUGGCUCAGAGAACAGUCGAAUACUCAGAAAAGUGGCCAAAUACUUGGAAACUCAUGAGACCAACGAAGCGGAAAAGGAGAGAAAACACAAGUUUGCCGACAUGUUGGACAAGACUUUUUUCUGGAUCUAUUUCAUUAGUGGCCUUGGAUACCUUGUUAUUAUGACUCACGUUCCAAAGAUGCCCUAUUGA